Messenger RNA from Cucurbita maxima (winter squash), 2409 nucleotides. Its product is annotated as protein IMPAIRED IN BABA-INDUCED STERILITY 1-like. Bases 244 to 2325 code for a protein of 693 amino acids. Gene Ontology annotation, cellular component: cyclin-dependent protein kinase holoenzyme complex; nucleus. Gene Ontology annotation, molecular function: cyclin-dependent protein serine/threonine kinase activity; RNA polymerase II CTD heptapeptide repeat kinase activity; ATP binding. The record is from RefSeq and is a predicted model, not a curated record. The transcript has 8 exons. Lineage: Eukaryota; Viridiplantae; Streptophyta; Magnoliopsida; Cucurbitales; Cucurbitaceae. Gene Ontology annotation, biological process: protein phosphorylation; positive regulation of transcription elongation by RNA polymerase II.
GGAGGAACACAGGGUCAUUGGAGUGCCAACAACUUAACCCAAAAAUGGCUCUCAAUUCUUAUGGGUUCAAGCCAUUUUCCCUUCUUCUUUUCUUCCGCCCUCAGAUAAUGCAGACCCUUUUCAGCUCUUGGCUGUAGGGGUCGGGUCCAUUUCCCCUCCCUCCCUUGCUCAGCCCAUUUCCCGAUCAGGGUCGAUCGCCUUUGUGUCGCCUCUCUGAUCGAUGCUGUCGGGAUUUGGAGGUUCAUGGGUUGCAUUAGCUCCAAGCAGGUAGCUAAGGCGGCGGCGUCUCCCGUUUACAACCACCGCUCCACCACAACCGCCACAGCCACAGCCACAGCCAAGAAUGGCUCUGCUGCGACCAUGGAUCGUUCGUCCAAAACUCAUUCCGUGACGACGCUCGAACAUGAGAAGAAAGGGGAGGAGAAACCGGAGGAUCGAGGUCGAGACCUCAAAAAAUCCAAGAAAGGGAGUUCCCAAGGGGAGAAGGGUACUCUCAGAUCAGGGCCAUCUCAACGCUACGUCGAAGCAGAGCAGGUUGCCGCCGGCUGGCCCUCCUGGCUCAGUAGUGCCGCCGGCGAGGCCAUUCAGGGAUGGGUGCCUCUCCGAGCUGAUUCCUUCGAGAAGUUGGAAAAGAUUGGACAAGGUACAUACAGCAGCGUGUUCCGAGCUCGAGAAGUUGAGACAGGAAGGAUGGUUGCGUUGAAGAAGGUUCGUUUCGACAAUUUUCAACCGGAGAGCAUUAGGUUCAUGGCACGAGAAAUUAUGAUUUUGCGCAGGCUUGAUCACCCAAACAUCAUGCAAUUAGAAGGCCUGAUUACUUCCAAAAUGUCUAGCAGCAUUUACCUUGUAUUCGAAUACAUGGAACAUGAUCUUGCAGGGUUAGUGUCUUGUCCCGAUAUCGAGUUCAGUGAGGCACAGGUAAAGUGUUACAUGAGACAACUUCUAUCUGCAAUUGAGCAUUGCCACCUUCGGGGUAUAAUGCAUAGGGACAUUAAAGCAUCCAAUAUUUUGGUAAACAAUGAAGGAAUUCUAAAGUUGGCAGAUUUUGGACUGGCAAAUAUCAUUAGCUCUAGAAACAAGCAAUCACUAACAAGUCGAGUGGUGACAUUAUGGUAUCGACCUCCCGAGCUUCUGAUGGGUUCGACAAAUUAUGGAUUAACGGUGGACCUUUGGAGCAUAGGAUGUGUAUUUGCAGAAUUGCACCUGGGGAAACCCCUUCUUAAAGGAAGAACAGAGGUUGAACAAUUGCACAAAAUAUUCAAACUUUGCGGCUCCCCACCUGAAGAGUUCUGGAAAAAAACAAAGCUCCCUCAUGCAGCUAUGUUUAGACCCCAGCAUCCAUAUGAAAGUUCCCUUAACGAAAAGUGCAAAGAUUUUGCACCAUCCGCAGUGAGCCUCUUAGAAACUCUUCUUGCCAUCGAACCUCCUAAGCGGGGUACUGCCUCAUCAGCUCUCAUGUCUGAGUAUUUCAAAACGAAGCCAUACGCUUGCGAUCCAUCGACAUUGCCCAAGUAUCCUCCAAACAAAGAAAUGGAUGCCAAAAAUCGUGAAGAUGCGCUAAGGAUGCGAGCUAAUGCAAAAGCAAAAGAAACAGGGGCAACACAAAGGCCUAAAAAAGUCCGAAGAAAUGUCCCAGAAUUCAACAGCCAUAAAGUACCAAUAAAAGAGGAAGCAGAAGAAAACAGUCAACCUUCUCGACGGAACAAUGGCAGUAAUUCUGCCAAUCUUUCCAAUGAACAAGGCGACGUUUUCCAGAGAGAGCCUCAGAAGCCACUAUAUGAUGCAACAUCAAUGACUUCCCAGGCCGCGACUGCACCUCAAAGAGGAGAUAGCGCAUUCACAGCCCCAAUACCCGUCUCAUCAUCUAGUGGCUUUGCUUGGGUAAAGAAGCGAAAAGAGGAAGCUACGUCUACAAUAUCGGAUGGUCUUAAGAGCCAAAUAAGUGCUCUGGAUCCAUCGUUUGCAAAUUUUACCUUAGAAUCAACAAAAAAACAGAUUGGCCAUGCGGACAUUCCAGCCAAUUCAAGCGCGCAGGAUUAUGGUAUUCGAAAGCAGCAAAGGAGAAAAUAUGAUUUCACCGAGCCUUUUGAAGCAUCCGAAGCAUACCCAUUAAUCUUGGAUAUGUCCAAUGAACUCUAUCCGGAACAACAACCAAACACCACAACCAAUCUGGUAAAUGAGCAGGACAGCGAUGAUACGAAAUCACACGUUGAAAUCCCAGGACCUCUGUUAACACAACCCCAUAGAAUAGAUGAAGUCCUGCAAAUAAAAGAAAGCCACAUCCGACGAGUGGCUCGAAAAUCCAGGUUCGAAAGAGAUGAAUGAAGCGUGCAUUAUCCGGUGCAAUAGUCAGAUGAUAGACGUACAUAAAAACCAUUCUUAGCAGCAGCAGUUCCAAAACCUGCGUCC